AUGAGCACAUUCUGGUGGCCUGGAAUGCAGACAGCGGUGGAGAAGUACGUCAAAGAUUGCGUGGACUGCAAGAAGGCAAAGCUGCACGGUGGGAAGCAACAGUGUGGAUACCUGCCACCAACUCCUGCAUCCAACACCGAUCGCCCAUUCGACGUCGUACACGCGAAUUUGGUGGGGCCAUUUACUGGGGACUUCUACUGCUUGACGGUGAUUGAACAGCAACUUCGCUGGUUAGAGGUCCUGAUGCAGCGCGGCAAGACCUCGGCAACUACGGCUUUGAGCUUUGAG
Molecule: messenger RNA, 288 nt
Organism: Phytophthora sojae
Lineage: Eukaryota; Oomycota; Peronosporomycetes; Peronosporales; Peronosporaceae
Exons: 1
Source: RefSeq, a predicted model, not a curated record